GGUGUGGAAGUGCUGGAACUGCUUUGCAUGUUGGGUCCUGAUUACAGACGGUGAGAAAGCUUUCUCCUAUGAGCUGCGUGGGCAGCCGGGGGGACCCAGUCAAUCCGCCGUGGCAGCUCACUGAAACACACCCAACCUGAAUUUGACAGCUGCAGUCGCUCGAAGCCCUCCUGACCAUGGCACCGUGGGCUCAGACCUUCACGCUCGCCUACUUAAUAACGUCAUUGGCGAGAGGGAGAGUGGAAAAGGAGCCCCCGUCCGAGUGCAAACAAUUCCUCUACAUGGGAACACCGCCGACCGGGCUGGAGCACAGCUCCCUCCGGUUCAUCUGCCAACAUUACAACAGGAAGCCCCGCUACAUGACGCUGUUCAACACCCUGGACCACAUACCCGUGUACUCUGCGUACACUUUCAAACGCUCCGACGGGGAGAAAUGCGUGGACGUGCCGUGGAUGUAUGAACCGCAGCUGUCCACAGCCUCGGACACAGAAGAGAUGCAGCCCUUCCCACUUGGUAACAAUCACAUGAAUUUUGAAGACGCCCAAGCCGUCCUGGACGACUACACAAACGCCAUCCUCUACGAGCGCGGCGCCCUCAACCCGGACGAGCAUCAGGACGACCCCGACGACAAGGCCUCCACCUACACACUCACCAACGUCGUGCCCAUGGCGCCCGACGUCAACAACAGAGUGUGGCACACACAGGAGCACAUCAUCCGCAAACGGCUCAACAACUACUGCCAGGGGACGGCUUACGUCGUCACGGGCGUCACCACCUCGGGCAAGAUGAUCCGGCGGGAAAACAUGAACCGCGUAGCAGUCCCGGCCUUCUUGUGGUCGGCUUACUGCUGCGUGGACUACGACCACAACGCUCCUUACGACGAGCGCUACAAGUUCCCAUCUUUUGCCCACUACGCCCGGAAUGAGGGGGAGAACAACGAGGCUGUGGAAGUCUCCGUGGAGAAGCUGAAGGAGUUCCUCAAGAAGACAACCUUUGUGGACAAGAGCUUUCAGAUCUUUGUGGGGGACUGCGUCCCACCAGGGGCCAGAUAAAACUAAGUAGCGUAAACAAUGGUUGUGCUCAAGUGUCCCAGGGAGCUAUGACAGGGAUCAGGUAGCCAGCAUGCAGAGUACCAGGACUAGGAUGUAGAAGCAGCUCAAAGGUAUUGAUUCUGUUGUUCACGCCUGGACCUUUUCUGCUGUGAAAUGUCUUCAUCAGCCGAAUGGAGGAGCUCAACAUGGAAUUAUUUUCAUUGCUAAAAAUGCAUGCUCAGAGAGUGAGUUCCAUAGCGGUGCUAACCCUUCGUUUAGAAAAAGGAAAAAGGUCCAGCUGCUUUGUCUAAUUUGUGUGA
Molecule: messenger RNA, 1351 nt
Organism: Pungitius pungitius (ninespine stickleback)
Lineage: Eukaryota; Metazoa; Chordata; Actinopteri; Perciformes; Gasterosteidae
Product: endonuclease domain-containing 1 protein-like
Exons: 2
Coding region: 177-1052 (291 amino acids)
Molecular function (GO): metal ion binding; hydrolase activity; nucleic acid binding
Source: RefSeq, a predicted model, not a curated record